AUGUUUCUUACUAGAAAACAGAAGAAAAAUAAGGAACUUUCAAAAGAUAUUUUUAGAGUAUUUCAGUGCAGAUUAUCUUGUCAUGUGUCCAGUUCAAGUUCUUUGAGGUUUACGUUCACCUCUCAUGCCAUAUCUCCCUGGGCAAGGUGCGGACUAAGUGCUGGAUAUGGGAUGUGGGAAUAUGACAAAGUGGGCAAAGGCACAAUUGAGGGAAGGGAGUUGUUUGGAGUUGUGGAUCCAGCACAUUCACAUUGGGAAUUAAUGUGUGGUUCAUGGUUCGAAGCCAAUUCUCCAAAGUGUUUCCCCCCACAAAAUUCACGCAACCAUUUGACUCCACCUCAAUGCAAUUUUGCAUGCACUAGGCUUCAAAUCAUACAAACCAUACCUCUUCAAAGCAAGGUCCUGCCACUCUGUGAGGCCAUGGCUCAGGCCACGGCUCAAGGCUUCAUGCAUGCAUUGUGA
Molecule: messenger RNA, 462 nt
Organism: Laccaria bicolor S238N-H82
Lineage: Eukaryota; Fungi; Basidiomycota; Agaricomycetes; Agaricales; Hydnangiaceae
Exons: 4
Coding region: 1-462 (153 amino acids)
Source: RefSeq, a predicted model, not a curated record